CAUGUCUCCGGGUUCCGGAUUUGUUUUGAUUCGACCUGGCAGCUGGGGGGGGGGGAGUGUGGCCCCAGGGCCAGAUUGGGGCGUGACUUUCCCAGCAGCCCUUGCUCUCUGGCGGGUGCUGCCAACACCCUCUGCAGAGAACGGCCUCCCCUUUCCCUCCCCGCUCAUGCUCCCCAACCCUCUCACCCCUCCUUGCCAUGACGUCCCAGCCCCACCAGGGCCCCCCGCUGCCCCCUCUCCUGCUGCCUGCCUUCCCUGGUGCUGCCCUGCUCCUGACUUCACCCGAUGUCCCCGGGGGCAAGCUCAUUGUCAAACUGAAGCCAGAGGGGGCCCAGGAGCCGUCCCGGGCACAGACCAUCAUCCUGACGGGGGCGCCGGCGGGCUGGCCCCCCCCACGGCGGGACGGGGCCCCCAUCCGGCUCCAGCUGGCUGCCGGGAUAAGAACCGUCCUGCUGAGCAAAGCCGGGGAGGACCCAGGACCUAGGGAAACCCCUCCAGUCCGGGCACCCCCCACCAGCGACCCCUCCGCCUCCUGCACCUCCAAGGGUGUCUACGAGAACUAUCGGCGCUGGCAGCGCUACAAAGCCCUGGCCAGGCGGCACUUCCCGGGCACGCCCGACGCCGAGGCGCUGGCCUGCUUCUUCAUCCCCGUCUUGCGGUCGCUGACCCGCCUGCGCCCCGAGCUGGCUCUGGAGGAGGGGGUGCCACGUGCCGUGCAGGAAUGGGAGCGCAGCAGCAACUUCGAGCGCAUGAUCUUCUACGAGAUGGCCGAGAAGUUCAUGGAGUUCGAGGCCGAAGAGGAGCUGCAGAUCCAGAAAAUGAAGCUCCUGAGUAGCUCCCAAUUCCAGCCCCCACCCGCCGACCCUCCCAAGCUUCCCAGCCCACCAGCCACCGAUGCUGGACAGCAGCAAGUGUACAUCCCCAAAAAGGCGGCAUCCAAGGGGCGGCAGCCCCGGCGCCGUCAGCGCCGCCUGCCUGGCCCGCUGGCCCCAGGGGAGCCACGGGAGAUCCCGCCUGAGGCCGUGAGGCAGUACGCCGAGAUCAUGGAGGGGCUGCGGCCCAGCUGGGAGGAGGAGGCUGGGGAGGCCGGCGGGCGUGGCGAGCCCCAGAGCCAGGCACAGGGGGCACUCCCAGACCCCACACUACUGCAGUAUGUCGAGCAGCUCUGUGAGGACGAGAGCUUCGUCUGCAAGGUGGAAGCCGUGAUCCACCCCCAGUUCCUGGCCCAGCUGCUCUCUCCAGAGAAGAGAUGCGACCCCCUGGAUCUCAGCGAGGAGCUGGAGCAAGAGCUGGGACUCACCCCAAGCCAGCUGGUUGAGAAACGUCUCCUAGCCCUCUCAGAGGAAGAGCUCAGCCCCCCGGCAUGCCCCGCCCCUCAUUUGGACUCCACCCCCUCCCAGUCUGAAGAGGAGGAUGAAGGCAGCAGCCAAAAGGGACCGGCCAGCUAUCGGCAGGCCAUGAGCGGACCCUCACCCCCCAGGGGCAGCGGGGCUAAGGGCGUGGCUCUGGGGGCAGAGACACCAGAGGCCCCCACCCCGACACCUGUGCAGCCAUCCCAGCCACGCCAAUGGCAGACAGGAGAUGCGGCAGCUCCAAGAUGUCUGUCCCCUCACAAAUGUGGCGACGAAGGGAGACUAUUAGCCUCGCUGAGGAGUCGAGUUGAGAGGGUGUCCCAGCAGCCUCAGGGGCAGGGCCAGGAUGGAGGCCGAAGGGAAGGGUCAGCAGUCACUCUGGGCACAACACAACCUGGCAGCCAGGCCUGGAGCAUAAGAUCACAAGGUGACAAUUUGGUAGGACCAGCAAACCUUGCGUCAACUCCCAGCGGAUACAGAAAACAAGAUGGUGGCCAAGAAGGGAAGGUCAAAAGUCAAUCUGAAGCCAAUGCUGAUGCAGAAGGACUAAGAGAUGCCCCAAUGGAAACAAAGUGUUGUUGCCAAGGAGACAACCUGGUGGAAGCAGGAGCUCUGGAGUCAGGUCUCAAUGGACAUGGACAACAAGAUGGCUGCCAAGGAGACACGGUCAAAGGCCAACCCCAGGCUGGAUGGGAACCAUUGGGAGACAUCCCAAGUGCCACAGGCCAAGCCAAUAUCGUGAGGUCACACAGGGACAACCUGGUGGAACAAAGAGCUCUAGAGUCAACUCUCAAUGGACAUGGAAAACAAGACGGUGGCCUAGAAGGGAAGGUCAGAGGUCAAAACAAGGAGGCUGAUUGGAGUGAAGCCACCCUGAGAGAGCGUGAUCUACAGCCUGGGAGCAUGAAGUUGAGUGGGAACAACCUGAAAGGAGAAGGAAGCCCAGCAUCAACUCCCACUAGGCCUGGAGAACAAGAUGGCAGUCAAGCAGGUCAACCAACCAAACUGGAGUCUAGGGUGGGUGGUGGCCACCCUACAGUGUUACUACUCAGCAGGGCCAAUGGGCAACCCUUAGGCCUCUUUGCUCGCCCUCUGGGUGCUGAUGGGCGAGGGGAGGGUGAAUUGCCACCAGUGUCCAACAUUUACAGCCAACGUCCUGACCCACCUCCCCUUGGCCUGAGUGGCCCGACUGGACCUGCUGAGGCCCGGACGGCUUCAGAGGCCAAGUCCAGUUGCCGAGCAGAGCCAGAAUGGAGAUUUGCAAUAGAGAUGGAGUCAAGACAGCCUCACCUCCAAGAUGGUGGCAAUAGUGAAGGCAUUGGAGUCAAAACCACGGCUGGACCUGGAGAUCCAGAACAAUGUGAGGCAGGAGCUACCAGGGGCUGCAGCAAUGGGACCAGUUCCAGGGAUGAUAGAAAAGAGGUGGGAGAGGCAAGUUCAGCCAUGGGCGAUGGCCCCUCCAAGAUGGCCACAAUUGCCAGCUCAGAAUUUCCCCCGGGGGGCAUGGAGGAUGCUGGGAAACAUGAUGAUGAUGAGGAAGAUGAUGAAGAGCUGUCUAUUUUUUCCUCUCUGCUGGCAUCAAAACUCCAUCUCUCCAGUCCCGAGGGACCUGUUGGCUCUGUCCCUGCCCUGAGGGACCGAGUGGGGACCGACAGCAGAGCCCUCUCCCCAACUUGGGAGCCAGUGAGAUGGGAUCCCAUGAGGAGACGCUCCACACGGCUGUGCCCAGGUGGGGUGCUCGAUGGGUCACAUGCCAUGGACGCCGGCGUUCGGCUCAGCCAUAAGAGGAGGAACGACAGUAUGGCUGCCAGGAGGAGCAAGCGCCUGCGCAGCCAAUGAGAGAGGGCAGCCAUGAUGAGGGUUGACUGCAACUGGCUGAAAAGUUCCAGCUAGGGAUAUUUGUGGGUGCCUUAAAUUCCUUCUUCAGCCAAUUGCUGGGUCCUCUCUCCUCCAAGCCCCACCCCUUUGAGAUGAAACAAAGAGCACUCUGGCAGAUCCCCCUGCCCCUUGGAACAUUGAGGAUGAAAUGGAGAGUCCUCAUUGACUGGAAGACCACCCCGUCCCCAUGCAUGCUGAUGGAAGUGAGGGCUCUCAUUGGCCGACUCCUCCCAAUUCUCAAAGUCCUGCCUCCUGGAACGUAGAAGGUGAAGUGGAGGACACUGAUUGGCUUCCUGUUGAAUGGGCAGCACCAUUAGGAAACAUGGUGCCGGGGGCAGAGCAACCUUGUCAUUUACUGAGUCAAUUAAAGGGAUUUGGAUCAA
Messenger RNA from Mauremys reevesii (Reeves's turtle), 3613 nucleotides. RefSeq lists its product as uncharacterized. The coding region runs from base 198 to 3191 and encodes 997 amino acids. Lineage: Eukaryota; Metazoa; Chordata; Testudines; Geoemydidae. The record is from RefSeq and is a predicted model, not a curated record. The transcript has 6 exons.